Didymosphaeria variabile is the source of this 657-nucleotide messenger RNA. RefSeq lists its product as uncharacterized. The coding region runs from base 1 to 657 and encodes 218 amino acids. The record is from RefSeq and is a predicted model, not a curated record. NCBI's taxonomy places the organism in Eukaryota, Fungi, Ascomycota, Dothideomycetes, Pleosporales, Didymosphaeriaceae. The transcript has 2 exons.
AUGCCUAUGCUCCCUCCCACCAUACAAUCUGACGAGGCAUCAUCGCUGGCACUCCAAUGGCGCCAACAGUACUUCAACCUCAACGCUACCCGUGUUGAAGCCAACCAGGGCGUUGAGCCUUUCGACACUACACUAGGCCGGGCUUUGGACCAUGUGCUCAGCCACAAAUUUUCGCAUCUAGCAUCACACUUCGAUACUGAAGCCUUGAGUAAGGCAAUCCGUGCGUUCCACAAUCAGAAAGCGUGGCCUGAUGUCGCUGCCGCGUUGCAAGCUCUCCGCUCUGCUGGACUAGAGACCUUCGUUCACGCAAAUGGGAGCACACGUCUGCAACUUGAUAUUGUCGCUUCUUCUGGUUUGAACCCAGAGUUUAAUAUGCUCUUCUCGUCCGAACUGCUUGGACUGUACAUGCCUGCUCCGGAAGCAUACCACAAGGCCCUCCGGCUGAUCGAUGCUCAGCCUCAUGAGGUAGUCAAGGUGGCGGCACAUGCGUGGGAUUUGCGUGGUGCGAAGGAGUUGGGAAUCAAGACGGUGUACGUUAGGCGGUGGACGGACGAUGUUGAAGAGGAUAUGGAUGCGCUAAGACACGAAUUCGACGGGCUCUUGGAGAGCAUGGAGGGCCUGCCCGGUGAGAUUGAGCGACUGAAUGUCGUAAGAUAG